Molecule: messenger RNA, 1073 nt
Organism: Cynara cardunculus var. scolymus (artichoke)
Lineage: Eukaryota; Viridiplantae; Streptophyta; Magnoliopsida; Asterales; Asteraceae
Product: UDP-galactose/UDP-glucose transporter 2-like
Exons: 7
Coding region: 24-1073 (349 amino acids)
Biological process (GO): transmembrane transport
Cellular component (GO): endoplasmic reticulum membrane; Golgi membrane
Molecular function (GO): transmembrane transporter activity
Source: RefSeq, a predicted model, not a curated record
AUGUUUGAUAAAUUGUCACAGAGAUGAAGGGAGAAGAGCAAGUAAGGACUUUGUUUGGGAUUUCGCUAACAGAUAAACCAAUAUGGCAACAAUUUUUCAUUUGCUCUUCUGGGUUUUUCUUUGGGUAUCUUGUUAAUGGCAUUUGUGAGGAAUAUGUAUAUAACAGGCUUCAAUUCAGCUAUGGAUGGUACUUCACGUUCAUACAAGGCUUUGUAUACUUGACACUCAUUCGUUUACAGGGAUUCACCCCCAAACAAAUGGUGAAUCCAUGGAAUAUGUACGUUAAGCUCUCAGCGGUUCUUAUGGGUUCUCAUGGAUUGACUAAAGGGUCCUUGGCUUAUCUAAAUUAUCCUGCACAACUCAUGUUCAAAUCGACAAAGGUUUUGCCUGUUAUGAUCAUGGGUGCCUUCAUUCCUGGCUUGAGAAGGAAGUACCCUCCACGUGAAUACCUUUCUGCUGUUCUUCUAGUUGUUGGUUUGAUACUCUUCACCUUAGCCGAUGCCCAGUCUUCUCCAAAUUUUAGCAUUAUUGGAGUUGUGAUGGUUUCUGGAGCUCUAAUCAUGGAUUCCUUUUUGGGUAAUUUUCAAGAAGCAAUUUUUACCAUUAAUCGCGAAACUACUCAGAUGGAAAUGCUAUUCUGUUCAACGAUAGUGGGCACGCCUUUCUUGGUGCCACCAAUGAUUGUAACAGGAGAACUGUUCAAAGCAUGGAAAUCAUGUUAUGAUCAUCCUUAUGUAUAUGGCGUCUUGAUUUUUGAAGCUGUAGCUACAUUUGUCGGUCAAGUAUCUGUUCUAUCGCUCAUUGCCAUUUUUGGGGCUGCAACCACUGCUUUGGUAACAACUGCAAGAAAGGCGGUAACUUUAUUGUUAUCUUAUGUGAUAUUCACAAAGCCCAUGUCUGAACAACAUGGGAUCGGGCUAAUCCUGAUAGCUGCGGGUAUCAUGAUGAAGUUGUUGCCGGAUCACAAGAUUCCCCCACAGCUUAGAUUGUCGAAUUCCAUUGUAAAACAAGUAAAAUCUUUUCCUAAAGAAGAAACGAGUGAAAGCGAGGAUGAAAAGAGACCUCUGGUGUAA